Messenger RNA from Macrosiphum euphorbiae (potato aphid), 1494 nucleotides. The record is from the annotation of a GenBank genome assembly. Lineage: Eukaryota; Metazoa; Arthropoda; Insecta; Hemiptera; Aphididae.
AUGACGAGUUCCCUACACGUCGUCAUAACGUGCGUGAAGUUGCUCCUGUUGCCAUCCUAUUUUUCCACCGAUUUCGAGGUGCAUCGCAACUGGCUGGCUACGACGUACAGUCUGCCUGUAUCGCAGUGGUAUUCAGCUAAUCAUUCGGAAUGGACCAUCGACUAUCCACCACUUUUUGCGUGGUUCGAAUACUUCUUGGCUCAAAUUGCUGCCUUUGUUGAUAUUGACAUGUUAUCGAUACACAAUCGUAAUUACUCGUCAAACGCCACCGUAUUCUUUCAGCGACUUAGCGUCAUCAUUACUGAUUUUGUUUUUUAUUACGGAUCUCGAAAAUGUGCUCAGUCAAUUGCAUUACUUGUGAAAUCACCCAAAACUAAAAAGAAAAAACAUAUGGAUGAAAGUAAAAUUUCUGUUUUUGUCAUUGAACUCUUGUUAAUAGCCAAUGUAACAUUAUUGCUUAUUGACCAAAUACACUUUCAGUACAAUGGCUUCCUUUUCGGAAUCCUACUUGUAUCAAUAUCACACAUUUUAAAGGGUGAAAACUAUCGAGGUGCAUUUUGGUUUACGGUUCUGUUGAAUUUCAAGCAUAUUUAUUUAUAUUUGGCUCCAGCAUAUUUUGUAUAUUUAUUAAAACACUUUUGUUUUAGAAAAAAUAUACAAUUUGCAAUGAAAAGACUUAUAAAAUUAGGUUUAAUUGUUCUCGGUGUAUCUAGUAUAUCAUUUGGACCUUUUGUAUUCAAUGGUCAAAUUGUGCAGGUUUUUAAACAGUUAUUUCCAUUCAAACGAGGUUUAUCACAUGCCUAUUGGGCACCAAACUUUUGGGCCCUAUAUAAUGCAGCUGAUAUUGGUGCUAAGAUUACAUAUAAAGACUACGAUUUAAUAAAAAAUAAUAAUUCAGCAUCAAUGACAAGAGGCUUAGUUCAAGAAUUUGAACACACUGUUUUGCCAUCAAUUACUCCUCAGAUUACUUUUAUUUUAACAAUAAUUUUUAUGUUGCCAUGUUUAUAUAAACUUUGGAAAUCCGACAGAAAUCCUAUUGAUUUUGUUCGAUGCCUUAUAUUAUGUGGUUUGACUUCAUUUAUGUUUGGUUGGCAUGUUCACGAGAAAGCUUUACUGCUAGCCGUCAUACCAUUAACAUUAUUAGUAUUCACCUCUACAAAUGACUGUUCCAUGUUUACAAUGUUAUCGACUAUCUCUACAUAUUCUGUUUUUCCAUUGUUGUUUAAGCCAUUUGAAUUCAUUACUAAAUCACUACUACUUUUAGUUAAUGUUUCAUUUUUGUAUAAUACUGGUAAAUUUAAAUCAUUGAAUCGUAUAGAAAAAUUGUAUUUAAUAAGUCUAGGGCCAUUGUUGUUGUUGACUGAGGUUGGAUGGAUGGUUUUAAGGUUUGAUCAAAGAUAUCCAUUUCUACCACUGAUGCUUACUUCAUUCCAUAAUAGUAUAGGUGUUUUUUACUGUUGGAUAAAAUACUACUUAUAUUACAUUAGCCAAUAA